AUUACUUUUGAAACCCACUGAAGUUUGAUCAAAGGUGAACAAAUGGAUUUAAUGAAGACAUGUGGCUGCGUGCUGCUUUUAUUCAGCGUCUCCGCGUGCGCGUCAAAGCUUCUAGGCGACAUUUAUGAGCCCAGAGGCCAGCAAAUAUGCAAACGUGGCACUGAGAAGCCCUGCUAUAAAAUCGCCUACUUCCAGGACAUUCGACGUAAACUCAACUUUGAAGAGGCUAGUCGAGCCUGCAGAAGUGAUGGUGGAGACCUUCUCAGUAUCGAGUCUAAGACUGAGCAGAAACUGAUAGAGACCUUCAUCCAUGAACUGAAGGCAUCAGACGGAGACUUCUGGAUUGGGCUGCGUAGGGAUCAAGGGCGAGGCUAUGAGGAGAAUGGAAACUGUUCGUCUAAAUACUACUGGAUGGAUGGAAGCCCAGCAACUUUCAGAAACUGGCACUUUGAUGAGCCUUCGUGUGGGUUUGAGGUGUGUGUUGUGAUGUAUCAUCAGCCUUCUGCUCCUCCGGGUCAGGGUGGCGCUUACAUGUUUCAGUGGAAUGACGACAACUGUGAAACUAAAAACAACUUCAUCUGCAAGUACACCAAAGAUAAACCUCCUGCACACAAUCCUGCUGAAAACAAAACACAUGAAGAUACUCAUCCAACACGCAGAUACCCCUCUGUAACAUUGAAAGAUGAUGGCAUAAGAACGGUUGUGUCUGGACUUCCAGAUAACGCUCUCAAUAUUGCAUACAUUGUACUGCCAACCAUACCACUUCUGCUGCUGUUGGUUGUGGCGACGGGAGUUUUCUGCUUUAAGCUGUUCACAAAGAGGAAGAAAGAACAGACCGAGACUCCUCCAAAGGACCCAGGAUACUGGGCCGCUGGAGAAAGAUGCAACAGCCCAAGCCCGGACGUCUAUAACGUCAUCCGAAGGCAGCAUGAAUCGGAUCUGGCCGGCACACGGCCCGACAUCAAGAACACUUCCUUCCUGGGGUCUUCUCCAGACACUCCACCUGGAGAUUAUGACAACCUGACAGGCAGAGACACAGAGAGUGGUUUUGUGACACUGGCCAGCACUGAGAGCGGCUUUGUGACCAAUGAUAUGUACGACACGCUGCAAGGCCGAGGAAGCGGGAGAUACUACAGAGACCAGGGCUGGAUGGAUGAAUUAUAUGGCUUCUGAUAUGGAGGAUAAACAUGUGAGCAUUUCUUUCUG
Danio rerio (zebrafish) is the source of this 1206-nucleotide messenger RNA. The record is from RefSeq and is a predicted model, not a curated record. Lineage: Eukaryota; Metazoa; Chordata; Actinopteri; Cypriniformes; Danionidae.